Diceros bicornis minor is the source of this 439-nucleotide messenger RNA. RefSeq names its product ribosomal protein L36a like (gene RPL36AL). Gene Ontology annotation, biological process: translation. Gene Ontology annotation, cellular component: ribosome; cytosolic large ribosomal subunit. The transcript has a single exon. Gene Ontology annotation, molecular function: structural constituent of ribosome. The record is from RefSeq and is a predicted model, not a curated record. Lineage: Eukaryota; Metazoa; Chordata; Mammalia; Perissodactyla; Rhinocerotidae. The coding region runs from base 32 to 352 and encodes 106 amino acids.
UUUUCGUCGUGUGGUCAGCCCUACUGCAAAGAUGGUCAACGUGCCUAAAACCCGAAGGACUUUCUGUAAGAAGUGUGGGAAGCACCAACCUCACAAAGUGACCCAGUACAAGAAGGGCAAGGAUUCCCUGUACGCGCAGGGGAAGAGGCGCUACGACCGCAAGCAGAGUGGCUACGGGGGGCAGACGAAGCCCAUCUUCCGGAAGAAGGCCAAGACCACGAAGAAGAUUGUGCUGAGGCUUGAGUGCGUGGAGCCCAACUGCAGGUCCAAGAGGAUGCUGGCCAUCAAGAGAUGCAAGCAUUUUGAACUGGGAGGAGAUAAGAAGAGGAAGGGCCAAGUGAUCCAGUUCUAAGCUUUGAGAUUCUUCUCUUAUUUUUGAGAGGAAGAGGUUGAAGCCAUAAAAAAAUUACCUGUAUGAAAAUAAAUGUUGAUAGUCUUA